Molecule: messenger RNA, 574 nt
Organism: Psylliodes chrysocephalus
Lineage: Eukaryota; Metazoa; Arthropoda; Insecta; Coleoptera; Chrysomelidae
Source: the annotation of a GenBank genome assembly
UUAGCCAGCGAGGUAAGGUUCCCGGUUUUUUUAUAUGUAUUUAGAUAAAGAUUCGUUUGUGCUGUUUUAACGUAAUUUAACUUUCUUUCAGUUCAUAUUUCAUAUUAUAUCUAACUUACCAAGAUUAACAUGCCUAAGCAUUCGAAAAAAGAUAAAGAUUCCAGCGCUUCCAGUUCCGACUCUGAUUCAGGCCCUGACGAUGUUGUUCCAGCAAAAAAGUCAAAGUCUGAUUCUAAGCAAUCAAAGUCCGAUUCAAAAAAAUCAAAGGGAGAUGGUGGAGGAGAUGAGAACUCUUGGAGCUUGGGCAAAAACCGUUUCAUAAAAUUAACAGAAUUUAAAAAUACCUGGUACAUUGAUGUCAGAGAAUUCUACAAUGCAGAUGGUGAUCUAAAACCAGGCAGGAAGGGAAUUAUGCUUUCUAUGGAACAAUGGCAAAAAGUAAAAGGUUUCAUGAAUGAAAUUGAUGAAGCUAUUAAGAAAAAUGUUUAAAUUUGUUUACUUAAUGUAAUUUUUUAAAUUCCAAGUGUGUUUUUAUAAUUUUUGUGUUUCAGUAAAAGUAAUUUAUUAAGUUGGG